Messenger RNA from Eleginops maclovinus (Patagonian blennie), 2535 nucleotides. RefSeq names its product transmembrane O-mannosyltransferase targeting cadherins 4 (gene tmtc4). The record is from RefSeq and is a predicted model, not a curated record. Gene Ontology annotation, cellular component: endoplasmic reticulum. Gene Ontology annotation, molecular function: mannosyltransferase activity; protein binding. Gene Ontology annotation, biological process: endoplasmic reticulum unfolded protein response; protein O-linked glycosylation via mannose. Lineage: Eukaryota; Metazoa; Chordata; Actinopteri; Perciformes; Eleginopidae.
GACAGGAAGUGUUGCAGGCUGAGCGUGAUAUUUGUUUACAGCGGUACGAUUGUUGGCUCAUUUUGUGUGGAGUGAACGUUCACUAGUUAGCCAGCUAGUGAAGAAGCUAACAUGGUAGAUAAAGAAGACACUGUGACCUCUCACAAUAUGCCUCUCAAAAGAUAAGGGACUAGAUGAUGAUACAGUAUGACCAAAGACCCGGUGCAUCAUGGCAUUGUCUGAAGUUUAUUGGGAUCGCCAAAUACCACUUCCAAAGCUUGCACCAGUCCAAGCCAAGGUCACUGUCGCCCUGGUGGCCCUGCUGUGCUUCAUUAACAGUUAUGACGGAGAGUUUGUGUUUGAUGAUUCUGAAGCAAUUGUCAACAACAAGGACUUGAAACCUUCAACACCCCUGAACAACAUCUGGAGCAAUGACUUCUGGGGAAGCAACCUGAGUAGCAACUCUAGUCACAAAUCCUAUCGACCUCUCACUGUCCUUACGUUUAGGUUGAACUACCUCAUGGCAGGAGGCCUGCACCCUGUUGGCUUCCAUGUGCUGAACAUCAUCCUCCAUGCUGUCAUAUCUGCCCUCAUGAUUGACGUGUUUGCUAUACUGAUUGGUGGACUGGCCCAUGAUGAGAAGGGUAGGAUACUGAACAAUGCUCCCAAGACCUCUCUGCUGGCUGCCCUCUUGUUUGCCGCACACCCCGUCCACACAGAAAGUGUGGCUGGUAUAGUGGGUCGAGCAGAUCUUUUGUGCGCUUUGUUCUUCCAGCUGUCUUUCCUCACCUACUGCAAAGCUUUCAACCGAGGGAGUGACAGAGAUGACAGGUUUUCCGUCCAGUGGGUUGUGGUCAGCCUCUCGCUGUGUGCUGCUGCGAUGCUCUGUAAAGAACAAGGCAUUACAGUCUUGGGCGUAAAUGCAGCCUUUGAUGUCCUUCUGAUCUGUAAUGUUAAUGUGUAUGAACUCAGCCAGAGGCUACUCCUGAGGAGGAACCCGCUCCAUAUAAGUGAGAUAUUGCGACCGGGGUUGCUUACCCGAUUAGCUCUCAUGGGUCUUGGAGGAUUCUCAAUGCUCUAUGCACGCUGGAGGAUCAUGGGAACAGGACCACCAGCAUUCACUGAAGUAGACAACCCUGCCUCAUUUGCAGAAAAUAUAUUUCUAAGAAUAGUGAACUAUAAUUACUACUACUCUCUGAAUGCCUGGCUGCUGCUGUGUCCCUGGUGGCUGUGUUUUGAUUGGUCCAUGGGCUGUGUGCCUCUCAUUAAGUCAGCCACUGAUUGGAGGAUGGUGUGGCUGCUGCUGCUCUGGUGCAUCCUGAUAGGCUUGAUAAGCCAAGCCUUAUGCUCGCAGGACAGCCAGAGGAGGAGGACACUGACCUUGGGCCUGGUGCUGCUGGGUCCUUUUCUGCCGGCUUGUAACAUCUUUUUCAGGGUGGGCUUUGUCGUUGCUGAGAGAGUGCUCUACCUGUCUUCAGCUGGAUACUGCCUGCUGUUGGCCUACUCUGUGGGACACUGCUGCUGCCGCUGGUCCAGAUACAGGAAGCCACUGUGUGUGUCGGUGCUCGCACUGUUGUGUGUGUAUGUAGCUCGCUGUGCUCUCCGCAGUCACCAGUGGCGAUCAGAGCAAAGCCUCUUCACCAGUGCCCUGACCGUCUGUCCACUUAAUGCCAAGGUGCAUUAUAAUGUCGGUAAGAACCUGGCUGACAGAGGAAACUCAACCGCUGCUAUCGCAUAUUACAGAGAGGCAGUCAGUCUUCACCCCACCUAUGUCCAUGCCAUGAAUAACCUGGGGAACAUCCUGAAGGAGAGGAAUGAACUGAUCGAGGCGGAGCAUCUGUUGUCCAAAGCUGUUUCUAUUCAGCCUGACUUUGCUGCAGCUUGGAUGAAUCUGGGUAUAGUUCAGAACAGCCUGCAGAGGUUCGAGGCAGCAGAGAAGAGCUAUUGGAAUGCCAUCCGCUUCCGGAAAAAAUACCCAGACUGCUACUAUAAUCUCGGACGCUUGUAUGCUGACCUGAACAGAAAUGUGGAUGCCCUGAACGCAUGGAGGAACGCAACCGUGCUAAAACCUGACCACAGCCUGGCAUGGAACAACAUGGUCAUACUGCUGGACAACACUGGUAACUUGGGUCAGGCUGAGCUGAUCGGCCGAGAGGCUCUGAGGCUCCUCCCGAACGACCACACUAUCAUGUUUUCAUUGGCCAACGUCCUGGGGAAAUCACAGAAAUAUAAGGAGUCAGAGGGCUUCUUCCUUCAUGCACUCCGGAUCAACCCAAAUUCUGCUAGUUGCCAUGGCAAUUUAGCUGUACUGUACCAUCGCUGGGGAAAGUUGGAGCUGGCGAAGAAACACUAUGAAAUGUCUCUACAGUUGGACCCUGAGGCUCCUGGGACCAGAGACAACUAUAACAUGCUGCGACGCAAACUGGACCAGCUCAAACACCCCACACCCUGAGGGAGCAUACUGGGACCCCUGCCUGCCCUAAAACACAUUUUUCCAUUGUUCCACUUGUUUUCAUUUUUUACCACUAAUUCUGCCUUUUUUACCAUUUAGAAAUA